GCCAAGCACCGUCCCUCCACAGAUGCUGACUGACCCGCUCAGCUCCACCACCGACAGGGACUUGUCAAAUAAUCUUCAUCCAACGUGCGCCGGCGUUCGUAAAACCACAGGUUUCGUUUUUAAAGCAUAAACCUGCAAGCCGCAGAGCUCUCAACAACAAAUGAACCAAACAAAAUGGAGAAAUAUGAGAAGGUUAUGACAAUAGGGAGAGGAGCAAGUGCAGAGGUCUACUUAAUGAAUAACUUGGAAACCAAAAAGCUGCAUGCUGUCAAAAGAAUAAAGAUUGAUUCAUCACUCAAGAUGAGAAGCAAGGAAGCUGUAAUGCAAGAAGCAACCAUUUUGACCAGCCUCAAGCACCCUCAUGUUGUCACUUGUCAUGAAUACUUCAUUGACCCAGGAGAAGAGUAUCUCUUCAUUGUCCAAGAUUAUUGUGAUGGAGGUACUUUGGAUGACUUGAUCCAGUCUAAAAAAGAGAAGGGUUUUUUUGCUGAGAAGGAUGUUAUGCGGUGGUUUGUUCAGUUAGUUAUGGCUAUUCAGUAUAUUCAUUCUCUGAAGAUUCUGCAUCGAGAUAUAAAAACAUCCAAUAUUUUUCUUACAAAGAAGGGCACAGUUAAGCUGGGCGAUUUUGGAAUAUCAAAAGUAAUGACCCACACUUUGGAUAUGGCAAAUACCUGUGUUGGCACACCAUGCUAUUUAAGCCCGGAACUCUGUCAAGACAUGCCCUACAGCUCUAAGUCUGAUAUUUGGGCCCUUGGUUGCCUUUUAUUUGAACUCUGUGCUUUGAAACCUGCAUUUCAUGCAAAGAACCUCUUAAGCUUGUUUUAUAAAAUCGUUAAGGGUGAGUAUGCUUGUGUACCCAGUAACUGCUCUGAAAAUUUGCACAAUCUGAUCAAAAAUCUUCUCUGCAAAUAUCCUGAAGAAAGACCCAGUGCCAACACUAUCCUUAAGAUACCUUACGCCCAGGAACACCUCAAGCUGUUCAUUAUAGACCAAGAAUUUCAGCUUACAAAAUAUAAUUCUGUGAAGGAUGCACACUCUGGGAAAAGGGACGGUAAUGAGAUCACUGAUCACCUCUGUCAGUCUUUGGAUCCUGGUGAAGAAGACACUUGUUCACCAUGUGGUCAAAAUGAUGGAAAUGCAACGGUGAUGCCCUCAGAGGUGUGCAAGAACGUUGGACUCCAUGAGGAAGAGGAUAAUUAUUCUGAUGACUUUGAUCAGGACAGUUUGUCCUCGACGGGGGAGCAUGCUGAGGAUGAAAUGACAGUACCAGUUUCAAGUGCUGACACCUCAGCGGUUACAGAAGCUACUGAUGAGAUGGACUAUACAGAGUACCCAGAUGAUUUUGAAGAGGAAGAAGUUGAUGUGGCAGAAAUAGUAUGUAACGCUCGAUCAGCUAUGGAAGUUGAAGCCACCAAUGAUUCAUUUCGUGAAGAAAGAGGUGGUCAAGAAGAAAUUGCUGUCAACCUGUGCAGUACCAUUAAGACUCUGACAGAAAAAUGUAUCGAUGAUGUUGGUCAGACCCUUUUCCAUGAAAUUGCUUCUCAAUUUCUCAAAGGUUUGACUCCCGAUGACCUUCAACAUCAGUUUGAGCAUCGGUUGGGCCCAGAUCACUUGGAGACAUGCUACAUUAUCUUCAACAUGAAUCAAGAAGAUGUUUGAUUCAAUAUGCUGCUGCAAUUCAAACAUUGCUGAUCUUUGUUUCUGGCAAUCAAGAGAGCUGUGUGGAAUUUUAUUUUGAGCAAGUACAACUGACUGAACAGAUUCUACUUUGCACAUUGUUUUGGGGUUUCAGGGAUAUCUGUCAUAAUAUUUUACCCCAUAACAUUGAGCACAAGGAUCUGAAGCUUACCACUGUUGUUGCAUGGUUAGUGGUUUACCGUGUGGCUAAUAAUGCUGUGAACUUUCUAAAUUUAUGAGGAAAAGUAGAUACUUUCCUGGUUCUUUUCUUGUUGUCUCCAAGAACUUUCCGAAAAGUUGGUUUGAUAUUAUCUUGUCUUUGCCUCAUUGCACAUAUUUCUCCUAAAUGUUGAAAAGUGGCAUGUAGAGUCAUGGAGUGUGGAAACAGGCCCUAAGUGUGGAAACAGGCCCUUUGGCCCAACUCGUCCAUGCUGACAUGAAUCUAAAGCUUUGCCUUUAGCAGCAAGAAUUUGGCACAUUAGGAAUCCUAAAGAUAUGUUGCCAAUUUUAUUUUCCCUCUCUCAUUGAGAAAUAUAUCUCUUAAUAUACCUCUUAGUGCUUAAUAUAUCCCAGUUUUGACUGCAAACUUACUUUGCAGGCAUUGUAAGGCAAUAAAAAAAAAACUAGGUUAUUUGAAGGCACCAGAUAGUGUAAUGAGAAGCAGAUAGAAUAUGUUCCUGAAGGGUAAGAUCAAAUAGGUUGAAGGCUUUCUGCUUUCUGCAUUCUAAUUUAUUUAAAUUAUAGACUGGGUAAUAUUUUUUUAUUUACUCCCUAUUUUUAUAGGAAAACAUAUCUUACUUAAUAUUUCUGUAGCUAUUUUGUAAUAAGGCAUACAUUUUUACUAAGUGCAUGGCGGAAGGAUAUGGUUCCCAAAUAGGCUGCUACCAUACUAAAGCAUUCCCUUUAGAACAUCUUGAUGGCAGUUUUACAGUUAUCCCAUUAUUAAAUCAUGAAGCAGACUGGGAAUCAGAUUUCCAGCUUAUGUGGUUUCUUAAGAAUAGGCAGGUAGGUAGGGAGUGUACGUGUGGAGGAGGGUGAUUUAUUUAGUUUGUAAUCACGCUCUGUAAUUAGUAUCACUAGAGCAACCAAACAGGUUUUGGGAGUUUGUACGCAUUGUUUUUAAAAUAAAGUUAAAUAGUCUAGUAAGACUAUUUUAAAUAAAGAGAUUAAAUGUCUCAAAUUGCCCAGUCCAUUCCCUGUACUUUCUUUUUUUAUUUUAUUGUAUAGUAGUGCAGAGGAUUAACAGAUCCUUGAUCUCAAAUUUAGAUGCAAAUUCUAUGCAUACUGAAAUCUUUACUUUCUAUAUCCUACAUUUAAUGAACAGGGACAUUCUGGUAUUUUGAGAUUGCUGCCUCACUGGACUUUAACUCGUACAUAAUUGUAAUUAAAAAGUAUUUUUAGCACUUGAUGAAAGAAUCUCAAUUACAGAUGGUAGUAUACUUUUAAAAGCCCAGUUGCAAUAAAAAACAUUUUGGAA
This is a messenger RNA of Leucoraja erinaceus (little skate), 3154 nucleotides long. RefSeq names its product NIMA-related kinase 12 (gene nek12). The coding region runs from base 175 to 1659 and encodes 494 amino acids. Lineage: Eukaryota; Metazoa; Chordata; Chondrichthyes; Rajiformes; Rajidae. Gene Ontology annotation, molecular function: protein kinase activity; ATP binding. The transcript is spliced from 4 exons. The record is from RefSeq and is a predicted model, not a curated record. Gene Ontology annotation, biological process: protein phosphorylation.